Molecule: messenger RNA, 1227 nt
Organism: Penicillium waksmanii
Lineage: Eukaryota; Fungi; Ascomycota; Eurotiomycetes; Eurotiales; Aspergillaceae
Product: cobalamin-independent methionine synthase II family protein
Exons: 2
Coding region: 1-1227 (408 amino acids)
Molecular function (GO): 5-methyltetrahydropteroyltriglutamate-homocysteine S-methyltransferase activity; zinc ion binding
Source: RefSeq, a predicted model, not a curated record
AUGGCCAGCAAGCUUCACAGCGCACCGCCCUUCCGGGCCGAGCAUAUGGGCUCAUUGCUGCGUCCCGAUGACCUCCUAGAGGUUCGUGAAAAGAUCCGGGACACUGGUAUUUCCGAGGAAGAGGCAGGCCUGUUAGCCGUUGAGACCAAGGCUGUCAAGGAUGUGGUUCAACUGCAGCGCGAUCUGGGCCUGAAGGCCGUCUCCUCAGGCGAGUACAACCGUACUCGUUUCUGGGGUCUCAUGUGGGAUGAGUUCGAGGGAUCCAUCCGUCUGCAGGAUGCCGACGCUUCCAUGUUCAGACUCUACCACCCCGACGUCGUUAGUCUGAUUGAAAAGGACCGCAAGGUCAUGCCCGGUGACUCCGUCAUCGCCGGCUCAAAGCUCUCUUGGAGCCCCAAGCACUCGCUCUCAAACCUGCACGAGCUCAAGCUCGUCCAACAGUCCCUGCCUGAGAGCGAAUGGAGCAACAUCAAGUUGACCAUGAUCACCCCGGCGUGGUUCCACAUGCGCUACAAGGAAGGCAAGGCCUAUACCCCUGAGGCCUACGCCAACGACGCAGAGUAUUUCAAGGGCGUGGCAGAGGUUUACCAGGCCGAGCUGGACGCACUGUACAAGGCUGGUCUGCGAAAUGUCCAAUUCGACGACCCCGGAAUGGCAUACUUCUGCUCCAAGGACUUCCGUCAGGGCUGGGCUGAUGACAAGGACAAUACCGGAACUGUCGAUGAUCUGUUCGAUGCCUAUGUCCAGCUGUACAAUGAAAGUAUUUCCAAGAUCCCUGCCGAUAUGCACACGGGUAUUCACCUGUGCCGCGGCAACUUCAUCGGCGGCCGCCAUUUCUCCGAGGGAUCCUACGAUAUCAUCGCGAAGAAGCUGUUUGAGAACCUUAACGUCAACACCUUCUACCUCGAGUACGACACCGAGCGGGCUGGUGGCUUCGAGCCUCUCCAGUUUCUCCCCAAGAACAAGAACGUCGUCGUCGGCGUGAUCAGCACCAAGCUCCGCGAGUUGGAGGACAAGGAGGCAAUGAAGGAGCGCAUCUACAAGGCUGCUGACUUUGUUGCUUCGGGUAGUGGCGAGACGCGCGAAGAGGCCCUGAAGCGUGUUUGUGUUAGCCCCCAGUGUGGUUUCAGUACCCACGAGAGCGGAUAUCCUCUCAGCCUAGACGAUGAGAAGAAGAAGUUGGCUCUGGUGCGACAAAUCGCCGACGAGAUCUGGGGAGAGGCAUGA